Tripterygium wilfordii is the source of this 1092-nucleotide messenger RNA. Its product is annotated as SNW/SKI-interacting protein-like. Gene Ontology annotation, biological process: mRNA splicing, via spliceosome. The transcript has 3 exons. Gene Ontology annotation, cellular component: spliceosomal complex. The coding region runs from base 189 to 911 and encodes 240 amino acids. NCBI's taxonomy places the organism in Eukaryota, Viridiplantae, Streptophyta, Magnoliopsida, Celastrales, Celastraceae. The record is from RefSeq and is a predicted model, not a curated record.
UAUAUACAUCCUCCUGCCAUCAUCAUCAUCAUGUAUUCGACAAAAACAGAUAUCGCAAGUAAGUAAACGGAGGCGGCUUCGAAAUUAGGAGGAAGCAGAUCGCUAAUCUGUCUCUGUAUCGAUCGAUACGCUUCGUUGCUUGUGUCCGGAUCUCCUUGCAGGACGUUCAAAUCAAUUAUAAUUUAGCCAUGCUAUCAGAGGCGCUUUACCAUGCUGAGCAGAAGGCUAGAGAAGAAGCAGUCGCAAUGACAUCUAAAUUUCAGAAAGAAAUGCUUAUGAAGGAGAAGGAGAAGGAGAAGGAAAGGAAGGAGCAAGAAUUACAGGCAUUAGCAGCAAAGGCACAAUCUGAUGAGAAAACUGGUGUGGCUCCCCCAUCUGCCAUUCCAAUUGCAUCUGAGAAUGGUGUGAUUGAUGGUGCCAGUAUGACAGGGGAUUAUGAAACAGUGAGGAGGGAUAAGGACAUGCCAAAAAAGACAAGGGAGGAAAGGGAAGAGCAGGUACGGCGGGAGAAAAUUUGUGAAGAGCGACCUCAAGAGAGGGAGAGGGAAAGAAGGUUAGAGGAGGCCGAAGAUGCUGCAAUGGGAAAAAGGCGUAAGAUUACAAGAGACAGGGAAUGUGAUAUUAGUGAGAAGGCUGACCUUGCCGUGGCUUCAGCUGGAGCUGCAAGAGGUGGACAUAAUAAGAUUACAAUGUUUGAUCGAAGUUUGUCCGUGUUGGACCAAACCUUGUAUAGGCGAAAGAUAGAUGCUGAUGAUAUGGAUAUGUAUGUAGGUGUAGAAGAUGAGCGGUUGGAUGCUGAAGAAGCUGAUGAUCCAUUUGGUUUGGAGGUCUUGAAAGAGCUAGAGGAAAAGGCAAGAGCUGGGCCUGAUAGCUAUCUUGGUUCUUACUUAACUUUUUUAAACGAAGAGUAGCUUCACCUCCUAGUCCUUAAAUAAUAAGUUUGAUGCUUGACGUAAAUCUCCCAGUGUUUCUUCGUAAUCCUUUAUAUUUCGUUUCUUGUAGUCGAUCCCUCUUAUCGAAAAGAAACACUGGGAGAACCAGUGCCUGCUGAUGUAAGCGAUAGCUAUCAUGCAAUCGUUUCCUUGUUUUACA